This is a messenger RNA of Schistosoma bovis, 3845 nucleotides long. Lineage: Eukaryota; Metazoa; Platyhelminthes; Trematoda; Strigeidida; Schistosomatidae. The record is from the annotation of a GenBank genome assembly.
UAAUAAUAAUAAUAAUAAUAAUAUAAGCCAAUUAUUAUCACAAUCAGCAUUGAAUAUUCAACAAUUAGAGCGAACAAGUAAUUAUUUAUGAGUAAAAAUUGACCAAGAUAACUGUAUGCACAUACAUAUUUAAUAGAUUAUUAAGAUCUGUUCGUGAGUCUUACAUCAAAUGUAUUUGAUCAAUAGUAAUAAUAACAAUAGUAAUAAUAAUUGCAAUGUCUACACAAGAUAGUCUGGUUAUAAGUGGACAGUUAGAAAUAUAUCUCCGUAAUACAUGGAUACCAAUCAAAGCAACUUUGCAAAAUGAUGCUUUGGUUAUUGAAUUGGAACACACUCCAAGUAUUUCUAGCAAUCACCACGAAGAUAUUUCCACUGCAAAACGUCUGGUACGUAUAACAAAAGAAGAACUAAAUGGUCUAGGAAUCAGUAUUAAAGGUGGUAGAGAAAAUAAGACACCAAUUCUAAUCAGUAAAAUAUUUAAGGGUAUGGCAGCUGAACAAACUGGUCAACUGAAUGUUGGUGAUGCAAUAUUAUCUGUAAAUGGUGAAGAUCUACGGAAUAGUACACAUGAUGAAGCGGUUCGAGCAUUAAAACGUGCUGGACGAAUUGUUGAAUUAGAAGUAAAACAUAUGCAUGAAGUGACACCGUAUUUUCGAAGGGCAGUAGGGAUGGAAACUAUAGCAUGCUCUGCUGAUCUCAGUUGGCCUACUAGUCAGCUCGGUAAUCUGGUCCCAUUCGGAGCUAAUGAUACCACUGGUAAAAAUGUCACAUCAACAAGUAGUAUAGAGCAUCCAGGACGUUCUGGUGGUCCUGGUGUAGUGCCAUUAAGAUUAACACAUUUAGUAAGAGAUUUAACAUUACCAGAUGUGACUGGUUGUUGUUUUGAGUUACACAGUUCAGAUGGUCGACGUUCAUGUCUACUCCGUGCACCAGAUGCUCAAGAAGCUCGAAUGUGGUUUGAUGCAAUACACAGUAAAAUGAAAAUUAUAAAUAAAUCUUAUUUGGCUGAACUAAAUCGUCUACUUCCCCCAACCCAAGAACUUAAACAACUGGACUGGUUGGUGGAAUUACGGUGUACUAGUUCUGAUGUACCAAAUAGAGUAGGUGAUCAUAUAGAUGAUAUAAAUGGUAAUAUUGUAAGUGAUAUUCUAUCAGCUGGAGAUCACACGACAGCAACAGCACAUUCCCAACUUAUUCAUACAACAUGGAAACCAGUAUUCGCAGCUUUAUCUGAUAGAGAUUUACUAUUGUAUGAUACUGCUCCUACAUCUAAAGAAGAAUGGGCUAAUCCUGUACAAGCACAUCCAUUAAUUGCUACACGUGUUGUUCAUGUUGAUUUAAGAAAAUCAAUUCUGAAUGAUUCUCAUGCACAAAAUGAAAUUGGUCGAAGAUAUCCACCUGGAGACAUGGUCACAUUUGUAACUAGAACAGGUAGCAAACACGGUGUUGAAUCUCAUACAUUUGCCGUAUCUACUCAAGAGGAUUUAAUGACGUGGUCUAAUGCAAUUAUUGAAGGCGCACAUAUGGCUGUAGCCGGAGCUCAAGAAGUAGUUAUCACUUGCAGAUGGCAAAAUUAUGAUUGUCGUUUAACAUUACACUAUGAUACUGGAUUAAAAUUAAUCUCUUGUCAAUUUCCUAUAGAAUCACAUUCAAUAGCACAAUCUUAUCCACAUGGGAAUAUGACUAGUGGACAUGUGAUAUGGGAGUAUCCAUAUGAAAGGUUGAGGUCAACUGCAGAUGAUGGAAAGACAAUUCUGUGGAUCGAUUUUGGACCAGAUGGAGAAUAUUUUUAGGAAAUUGUUUAAGCAGCUGGGCAUUCAGUUAUAACUCACUGAACGAGACAAUUAUUUCAACUUAUUUCAAAAAUAAUUUCUUUUGGAAGAUUAUUGUACGACAUCUGAUCAUUCAACAAGCGGGUUGUUGAUUAAAAUGUAAAUUACUAUUGAUUGGAAGUUCAAACUAAAUUUGGUGAGCAUAGGUGUACAUCAACAUCAACAGUAUUCCUUGAGAAAUUACAUCUAUGUUGCAUUAUUUCGAAUUGUUUUGUAAUUAAAUAUGAAGUCUAUUGCUAGUUUCGUGUUCCUUUUAUCUUUGGAAAUAGAAUCUUACAAAAAUAUUUCCAGAAGAGCGAAACCGAGUAUUAACUUGUAAUCCACUGAACGAUAUUGUUUUUCCUUACAUAUACUUCUUAACCAAUGCCUUAUGAGGCAUACCUAAUAUCCAGUUUUCAAUAAAUUGUUUAUACAUAUUAACAAAAGUUAUAAUUUGUUAAUUGACAGGAAUUAGAUUUACUUGGAUGUCCAAAGCCUGUAGUAUUCAUUCUACACAAUAUAUUAUCUGCCAAAGUAACGAGACGUGGAUUAUUUGGAUAACAGAAGAAACAUUUCGGGAAACAUUUUAUUUAUUUGUCAAUAUAGAAACAUACGCACACACUCCCAUCUAGUUCUUAACAGCAAUACAACGAAUGGUAGUACAAGGAAAAGGACGGAAGCAUAUGUAUAUUGUAUAAUAAAAUUCUACGUAUGAAUACAUUGAUAAAUUAAUAUUACUAACUUCGAAUAAUAUUUAAUCUUUAUUCAUUUUUCAAUUAAGCAAUCAAAAAAAGUUAUUAUAGUCGUUAUCAUUGUGUACGAUACAUUCCAAAUUUAAAAACAUUUACUACUGACAAAUCAUCAUUAUUGUUCAAAUUUGCGUCGAACAAUCACUACAUGGAUAUCUGUAUAGAGAAGACGAAGUUCACUCUCCAAUAAACACUUUACAAACUCUGAACCAUGUGAAUAUCUUUUUGUUGUCUGAUAUUCUUUAUUGCUACUUAGUUCCAUUAUCCCAUCCCUUGUUUUCUCCUAACAUUGUGUUGAUUAGUUGGUUUUAUUCCAAUGUGAAAUAAGUGUUUUAUUUUCACUAGAUGACUAGUAGAUUCAAACAAAAAGGUUGUAAUGACAAACGUAAAGAGAGCUGAAAUGAAAGAAAAAUAUUUAGUUGACAUUGGACCAGUCAUUUUUAUCAUCGUAGUUGUUGCCGUCUUAUGAUUUUAUUAUUCUUCUGUGAUACACUACCACUCGUUUUCCUUUCUCUUAAUAAAGAUGUAUUUCUUUGACUCAUAUCGAAUCUACAGUAAACUAAAAUGUGACUGUUAACAAUUAUGCUGUUUUACUAUUAUUAUUGUUAAUGAUUACCUACUUACUUGCUGGUCUACUUACUUGCUUUUUAUUAGUAAUUUAUUCUCACUGUUCUUCUGUUUGUUCAAUAACUAAUCCAGUUAUUGAUUGAGUUUUGAAAUGAAACUAAGAAUGAAUUGGUUUAUCUUUUUCGUUUUUUGAAUGUUCGUGGUUUCUGUGAUCAUUUUGAAAAUAAUGAUCGUAGUGGAAGACAUUCAUCUGAUAGUCGUAUGUAGAGAAUGUAUCCUUUGCUGAAAUCCUAAACAUAAUUAUAUCUUACAAAGUAAAAAUUUACUGAUACUUCAACAAGAUUUUAUCUUGCUUCUCAUUUCGAUUGAAUAACAAGGAUUAAGUGUUUAGUGUUUGCACUAAGUUUAGUAUAUAUAAGCAACAGAAAUAACAGUCAUUUUUUUCACACGUGUUUUUAGUCGUGAACAGAAUAUGACUUUAAUCUCUAGAAAAGCCCCUUCCUUACUUUUAAUCACUUAACUCUUCAAUGGACAAAUUGAAUAACUAUUUGCCAUUCACAGUGUGACUACAUGUUAGUGUUGUAACAUGUUUAAAUUUGGUAAAAAAUAACUUGACUACAAAUUUUAAAUGUCUAUUUUUAGUAAUGAGCAACUCAAUAUUUUUGAAAAGUGGGGGAUUCUUUCAUACUAUUUUUACUGAAUUAAAUGACAUUGAUCC